AUGAGAGUAAUCUCACCACCUUCCGAAGAAGAGGAUACUCCAGGCUCUGAUAGCGCCGGCAGCAGUGCUGGCGCUGAAGAGACUGUUCCUGACGAGAUGUUCCCCAAGGCACGCGAUUUCGCAAUGAAGAUCUAUAAAAUAGUUGCUUUGCGUUUCGGAGAUCCGAACACAUUGCCCUUUCUUCAUACUUUCCUAGCCUUUAUGUGGCAUAUGAGCAAAUUCCCUGCUGCCAUGGCUCAUAUCGAGCGAGAGUUCCCAUGGCAACUUACUGCAACAAUGCUCAACCAUACCUUCCAGUCCUGUGGAUUCGAGGCACGAAUGGAGAGCGAGGAGUUUCCGGGUGCUCUCAAGAAUGACACUCCUCGUCCUCUGCCGGAGGAUUUUGCGAUGAGGAGCUUGGUCUAUACGGAGGACUACCUACCAUCGCAGUGGUUUAAAGAUAGCAAGGUGGAGGAAGACGAGAAACAAUUCGAGCUGGCUUCAAUGGUCGACCAGCGAAAAGAGAGACUCCUUUGGCUGGGA
Clonostachys rhizophaga is the source of this 522-nucleotide messenger RNA. The record is from the annotation of a GenBank genome assembly. NCBI's taxonomy places the organism in Eukaryota, Fungi, Ascomycota, Sordariomycetes, Hypocreales, Bionectriaceae.